AUGAGCAAGAGUAACAACAACAACAACAACAACAACAACAACAACAACACCAACACCAACAGCAAUGACAACAACACCAACAAUGACAAUGACAACAAAAAGUUCAAGUGCAUACAUGUCACACUGAAUGGUAGACUUGAAAAGUGUGAGGUAAACUUCUCAAAGGGUAGCUCUUUGAAGAGACAUGAGGAGGGCAUUCAUAGACCUGGCACAUGUUUAGUUGAUUGUCCAGGUUGCAAGAGUAGAGAACGAAAGAUGAAGGAAAAGAAGAAGAAGGAUCGUCUGAAGAUACCCUGUCCUCAUCAGUCAUGCAUGGACAUUGGUGCCAAGUUUGAGUGUACCAACCUUUCCAAACAUAUCAAGAAGCUCGAUCUACAUCAAUGUGGUCCCGACACAUGCAACGAGUGUGCAAGGAUCAGAGACAACUUGCCAAUUGUGAGGGAGAGGAAGGGUAGGAGUAAGAGUAAGAGUAAGACAAAGAAGAAGAAGAAGAAGAAGAGAAAGAAUGUCAGUGUCGACGAUCAUGGGGACGCAGCAGCCAGUGUCAUGGAUGUGGCUGGCACGACCACCAGUGCGACGAAUCAAUCAGGUAAUUCCACACCGUUUCAAUCAACGCCAUCAAUUAUUCCAGACCUGGUCGUCUCGCCACCAGUCGCCAUCAAGAAGUCCAGAUCAUCAAAUGGAGCAAUUAUUACCAAGAUUGAAGAAGAUACAGAUGACCAGAUACCCAAAGACUUAUAUAUUCCAUCAAUUAUAUCGAUCUCAUCCACAACCCAGCGACCAGAUUGUCGGUGUCUACUCAAGUCCCUUGAAUCCGACAAUGACCUAGCACCUCAACACGAGACCAAGGAACAUCAUCCCUUUUAUCAACAUUCAAUCUUCUGUUUAUAUCAUCAAAGUCAACGAAUAAAUGUAUGA
Molecule: messenger RNA, 918 nt
Organism: Acytostelium subglobosum LB1
Lineage: Eukaryota; Evosea; Eumycetozoa; Acytosteliales; Acytosteliaceae
Exons: 1
Coding region: 1-918 (305 amino acids)
Source: RefSeq, a predicted model, not a curated record